GAGUGUCGGCGCUGACGUCACGGCCCUACAUUGAGAGCUCGAGCUGAAUUGUAAGCGCGAGCGUCAGACGGAGGCGCGCCGAGGAGAAGGACGGAGCUAGGAUGAGCAGAUCCUGGGAGCCCGCUGCUUUCUGAGGGAAAAUACGACUCCAUUUUUACUCAUUUCCGGGUGAUUUCUUCUUUUCGGCGACGCAAACAAACACACGGAACACUUUGGAGAGUCUGUCCGUCGCUACGGGGUUCCAGCAUGUCCUCCGCGGCGGUUGCUGCCUCGAGAAGGCAGUCGUGCUAUCUGUGCGACCUGCCCCGCAUGCCGUGGGCGAUGAUCUGGGAUUUUACCGAGGCCGUGUGCCGCGGAUGCGUGAACUACGAGGGUGCUGACCGGAUUGAGUUUGUUAUCGAGACCGCUCGGCAGCUGAAGAGAGCCCACGGCUUCCAGGAUGGCCGCUCUCCGGGCCCGGGGAAGCCCCAGCACGGCGGGAAGGAGAUGAACCACUCGGCCGGAGAGCCGGGCUCCCGUCCCCCGCAGCCUUUGGACAGAUACCCGCUGACAGAGCGGCCGCCCCGCCUCGGCCCGGAGUACCAGGCGGGGAGGCAGGCCAACGGCCUCCCGGUACCGAACGGAUUUCCAAAACCGGACGAACCUCCUGAGCUGAACCGCCAGAGCCCCAACCCCCGCAGGACUAGCGCGGUUCCUCCCAGCCUGGUGCCUCUGGUGAACGGCGGCAUACCCGCCGGACACCCGCUCAACGGCCGCCCGGGUCAGAUGGGUCUGCCCGGGGUUCUGUCUGCACCGGGCCCAGGGGACCACGGGAAGGACCUGAAAGACAAACACAGGCCGGACAGCCUGCAGGACAUGUCGGACAGCCACAAGGAGUGGAUGGGUAAAGGUAAAACCGUCAGGGACCUGAUGGCGCUGCACACCUUCGACUCCAGGUUUAAGAAGGAGCACGCGGCCAUGCAGCAAAGAGUCAUGGGAUACGACACGAGCGCCACUUCCUCAAAGACAGUUCUGCUUCAGAGCACACCACUGGAGCGGUGCCCCCUGGUGGGCUCCAACGUGCCCUGGGCCUUCAUGCAGGGGGAAAUAGCCACCAUCUUGGCCGGAGACAUAAAGGUCAAAAAGGAGAGGGACCCAUAAAACCAGCUGUCUUCUCUGGAACUUUCUCCUUUUCUAACCCGACUACGGCAACAACAUCAGGACAAAACACCCGACAGACUCAACCAGCGGACAUGUACAUAUGGACACAAGGGAAGUGAACACUUGGUGAACAUGGCUGUAUAAUUUCUUAGAUUUUCUUUUUCAUGACGUUGUGUUUCUAUGAUUUUGAAGAUAAAGCUCUGUACUCGUCAGAACUCCCAUCAGCCCUUUCUCUCUCAGUGCGUUUACAUGCAGGCAGGAAAAGUCUCAAUAAUGUUCAACUACAACUGGACUCAGAAGUGGAUUUAGACCAGUACACCUAGAUAAUACAGACGGAUAUCUGUGCAUGCAUGCCCCAGAGUCGGUUCUGGAUCUGGGCUAGACAUUCUGCAGGUUCUUAGCCGGUCUCUGACCCAGAACUCUAGAAGAUGUCUCAUAGUCAUCAGCAUGGACCACAGAGCUAGCAUGGAUUAUUUCAGACUGUUCAGCUAGACCCUCAGACCACAACCCUGCUUCUGUAGUCCUGACUCCACAGACAUGACGUCUCACAGAAACCCAGGAUCAAACGAGACUUCAGAAAAAAAGACUAACAUGUAGGGGGGUCCAUGAUAUUUUGGAGCAAGCCUUGAAAAUCAUGUGGAGGUUAAAUCUGGCUAAAAAUCGGCUGUAAAAUUGUCUGGUGCAGAGGAUGUGGACUAGUCAG
This is a messenger RNA of Cheilinus undulatus (humphead wrasse), 1843 nucleotides long. RefSeq names its product interferon regulatory factor 2 binding protein 2b (gene irf2bp2b). The record is from RefSeq and is a predicted model, not a curated record. Gene Ontology annotation, cellular component: nucleus. Gene Ontology annotation, molecular function: transcription corepressor activity. Lineage: Eukaryota; Metazoa; Chordata; Actinopteri; Labriformes; Labridae. The coding region runs from base 247 to 1140 and encodes 297 amino acids. The transcript is spliced from 2 exons. Gene Ontology annotation, biological process: regulation of transcription by RNA polymerase II.